This is a messenger RNA of Prunus armeniaca (apricot), 429 nucleotides long. The record is from the annotation of a GenBank genome assembly. NCBI's taxonomy places the organism in Eukaryota, Viridiplantae, Streptophyta, Magnoliopsida, Rosales, Rosaceae.
AUGAGAAGUAGAUAUGUUGUCUUCUUUGAAGAUCAGAACAUUGAAAACAUUCGAAGAGGUGAUAAACUUGAUAAUCCUAGAGAAUAUCCAGCUAACUUGGAUCCAGUUCCUCCUCCAUUGGAGCACAAUGACGGGCGAGAUGAAUACAAUGAUACUGAUGAUCCAGCUAGUGAUCCUAUUAUAAAUAAACCAGUUGAUGAUGACAUGAGUGAUGAUCAUACAGUUGAUGGUAUAGUCGAUGAUGUAGCUGAUGAGGGGCUAGAAACACAAGCCCAUGAAGUGCCAGUGGCCGAAUUCCAACCAAGAAGAUCAACCAGGGUACGGAGACCUCCGAGUAGGUAUUCUCCAGAUGAUUACGUUCUCCUAACAGACGGGGGAGAACUAGAAUGCUAUAAAGAAGCAUUGACUCAUCAUCAACAAGAUGAGUAG